GUAAUAAAGAAAUGGCAUCAACUGAAAUUCAUGAUAUAGAUAUAUCAGAUGUAGUGGAAGAUGAAAGUGAACAAACCUCUAAUCUAACAGGAGCAGUAAUACAAGGUUUAAUAAAAGAAUUAUCUAUGCCAAGUGAGCCGAUUGAUGAUAACAAUAGAGAAAAUAAGAGCAAAGAAUCAAACCAAAAACUUUACUCCAGUUAUACUAUAAUGCAAACCACAGAAAACAUAGUCAAAAAAAUUAAAAGUGAUAAGAGUAGGUUCAAUGAUCAACAAGCUAGAGGGUUAUUAUAUAGUAAAAUUGCAACCAAUCUUCUAGGUUUCACAAGAGAAAGUUUGCGUAAAAAACCAGCAAAGACAAGAAAUAUCUAUAAGUUGUUUGGAGAAAGUUAUGACCCUUAUACCAAAACAAUAGUUAAGGGGAUAGAGAUUGAAAAAAUCGAGUGA
Racocetra persica is the source of this 446-nucleotide messenger RNA. The record is from the annotation of a GenBank genome assembly. NCBI's taxonomy places the organism in Eukaryota, Fungi, Glomeromycota, Glomeromycetes, Diversisporales, Gigasporaceae.